UCGCGUACUCUCCAAUCGCCAAAGCGUCUCUCUUUGCUCCACCUCCCCGCCGUUGGGUUCCACUUCCCGGGAAGUUGGCGAUUGGAGUUCGCUGUUUCUGCCUUCCUUGCUCUGGCUGCCAGCUCCUCGGUGGUAGGGUUCACUGUUGCUAAACUGGAGCCAACAGGGCAGCGGGACGAGCCGAGGGCGCCCAUUCAGCCCGCCCGUGAGUCAGGCCUGGCGCAGUAGGACGAGUCAGGGGCACCUCGUCGGCCCGCCUGCGGACCGGGCCUGGGACUACAGGAGCGGCCGCCCGCCUGCUUGUGGCAGAUGGAAGCCAGUCUGACGUGUGCCGUGUGCCUGUCCCUCUUCGAGGACCCGGUGACGCUGCCACUCUGCUCGCAUAACUUCUGCCGGGAGUGCGUGCUGGAGUGUUUGGCCUCGGCCGAGACCGCCCGCCUGCAGCAGCAGCGGGGCCCGGGGCAGGCCCGUCUUUCCCGGGGAGGGCCGGGGCCGGGCGGUUGCGUGGCCGGUACGCGUGUGUCGUGCCCGUUGUGCAGAAAGCUGUGCCCGCUGCCCCGCGGCGGCGCCGCCGCGCUGCCCGUCAACACCACCUUGGCGGAGGUCGUCAAGCUGUACCGGUCUGGCACGUCCGGGGCCGCCAAGGCCGGGGAGGCAGAGCAGGGGCAGGGGCCAGGCCCGCUCUCUCCUCUGGCGCUCGGGGGAACCUGCCAGAAGCAUCCGGGCGGGCUGGUGCAGCUCUACUGCCGUAUGUGCCGCCAGGCGGGUUGCGGGCUCUGCGUCUCUGAGGAGCAUCAAGGCAUCUUCCACUCAGUCAACCUCAUCGAGACUGUGUACCAGGAGGAAAAAUUAACCUUCUUCAGCAGUCUGAAAAAAAUGAGAAUAAUAAAUGAGAAGCUGACAAAUGAAAUCUCAAGUCAGCCAAAUGAUAUAGAGAUGGUGCUGAACAGUGAUGCAGAGGUAAUUGCACUGGAAUUUGGAGAAAUUUUCAAAACCCUGGAAAUGAAGAAACAGCAGUUGCUGGAAGAUGUUGAAAAUCAAAGAAGUAAAAAAGAGAAAGAAUUUCAGAUUUGGAAGAAAAUGAAAGAAACUCACAAGAAAACAAUUGAGAAUUUUUUGAAGGAUUGUGAACAGCUUGUCCAUGAGUGUGAUCCUCAGCGUUUCCUGGAGGUGGCCUGUGGCUUGAAUACAAGAAUGAAAACUCAGCUUGACCUGAUGAAUAUAGCAUCCAGCUAUGAAAAACCACCAGUGUAUACUCAAAAGAAGAUCGAUAUCAAACCUGUGGUUAAUGAAAUCCUGGCUUUGAAGUUCAUGUCUGUUCAUGAAGGCAUUGUUAAAGAUCUACCUUCUGGAGGAAAUGAGAACUCAAAAAUUGCUUUCUUUAAAAAUAGUACAAACCAGUGGCAGGACCAGAAGAACAUACCCAACACAUUUCCUCCUGUAGAAGGACAGGAGGAAGCAGUAGCAGAUGGUAGCGGGAUCUGUACUCGGUUAAUGUCAAUAUCGGAAAUGUCAGCAUUUCAAAACAUGAGUCAUGAGGAGUUACGUUACAAAUACUACAUGGAACGGCAGAAGCUCACCAGUGAGUUCAAGUUGCAAACUUCAUGUGCCAACAAAAAGUACAAGUUUGUAACUGCUGAGGCUUUGAAGGAUAGGUCCUCAGGAACUCCUUUAGUAUCUUCACCUACUGAAGCAAAUAACACAGACACAGUAAAAAUGGGUACCCUGCAAAAGAUAGAUGGCUUUGAGAGAAGCUUUUCUGGAACCAGUAACCACAACAUCCCAUCCACAAAUAUGAACUUUUUUGAAACAAACAGUGACUUAAAGUUGUUUCAUGAGAGAUGUUCUCAGGAAGUAACCCCUCUAGCCUUAUCAGAAAACUCAAAAGACAUAGGAAUUAAAGAAAAAAUGCCAAUUCAGGCAUCAGCAGUUACUGUUUCCAACAAAAUGGCCAGAAAUUCUAGUGCUUCAUCUGGCUUAAAAGCAGCAGCAGCAUCAGUAGCUGUUUCAAAUUCAGAAAUUCUGGAUGUUUCUGGAGAGAGACUUUCUGCUUCACCUUUUGCUUUCAGUGCAUGUAACAAUUCAUUACCCAGAUUUAUCAAAGAUGCAGGAACAUUUUCCUUUAAAAAGAAAGACAGGAAAUAUGUUUUCCCUCAGUUUUAUCUAGGAAAAUGUGACCAUACAGAUCAAAAUGAUAACCAGGAUGAAAACAAAUUUAGAAAGCGUGGUCCUGUAACCAAACCCACAGUUUCUGAUGCUUCAACCAGUCCUAAUUUAGACUCAGCAGAAAGUGAGAAUCCAAAUAUUCCAUUUCUAUUUGGCAGUGCCGAAAGAGAUUGUUUUCCAGGAUUGGGAGUCAGCAAUUCACUUAAGGUUUUACCAUUUUCCUCACUUUUUAGCCAACCCAAGAAGCCAUCUGACAAAAGUACAUCAUCUCACAUGAGCGCUAAAACACCUGCAACAGAAACUGCAGAUCACUGUACACAGAAACCAUCUGUCUCAUGGAAACAAAAAGAUGGUGCCUCAGAACCCAUCACAACUGUAGCUUGCAGUACUUCAGAAAGCACCACUGCAUCUGGGGUGAAUGAUGCCUCCGAGUCCUCACUUGUUGGCAGUAGUUGUGUGUUUUCCUUCAGCAGUAACUGUUUUCAGUUUGCUUCACCAGUAUUUUCAUUUGGAAAUAUUGUCAGAAAUACCUCUGAUUCGCUAACUUCUUCUGUGGUUUUGUCAGGAAAUGGUGCUGGAGAAAUGGAGAAUGAGAAAGUGACAUCUCUGAACAAAACACCUGUAAGUCUAGGGAAGUUGGCAUCUUCAGAAUGUUCAGAGCUUGCUUCUAGACAUAGUCAUCCAAAAUGUGGAGGUUCUUCCUUGCAUGUGAACUCUAAGAAAAGGGGAAGUUCAGAAAUGCCUGCUGAUAGUAAUUCUUUUAGGCAGCCUUUAUCUUCCGUUGUCUGUACUGUUAAAGGUGAGAGUGCAUCCUCUACCAAACUUAAUACAGCAACAAAACAAGAAAUAAAAGAAGAAGAAAAUGAAACCGUUGCUGAAAGUACUUCCUGUCCUAGGAGGGAAGAACCUGAGUCUGUACAGUUUCAGAACGCAGCUUGUUCUGUAUCUGGCACAUGCAGUGAUCUGUGUUCUGGAGGUUUGGUGCUUAAGGUAAACAAAGCGGGAGGAAUGCCAAGUGACAGUGACUCUGACACUGAAGAGCUAAGUCAAGCAUCUGCCUUUACUGAUACCAGCAGUUCAUCAGAAUAGUUUUCUGUUGCUGAAGACAAAGUAUCUUCUAGAAGAAAAUCGAAAACAUGAAGAGACAGUGAAGUAGAAGAUACCUAUGACUUUACAACAACUCUCCCUAACUGAAAUUAAUGUUACAACUAACUUCUUAUCAGCAAGUGCAAUGUACUAAGGUGAUUUUUAUAGUGCAAACCCAAACAGAAGAGACAACCGAAAAUCUCAUGUCUUGUGAAAGACUGAAGUAUGACCAUGUAUGUUCUCUCUAAGAAUGCUGUCCUUCAGAGACAUGCCACUGGAGUGUGUGUGGAUGAUGGGGGGCCUGAGGUGUCAGGGAAAGAAGUUUUAAUGCAGCCUCAGAAAAAAGUAGUAUUGCUGCACUGGUACUGCAGAGGAGUACCAUCGCUAGGGUUAAAACAGUAAGGUAACAGCUUUCAGUUCAAGUGCAGGCAGGAAGGGAGGGAGAAGAGCCAUGGCGAACAAAAGUAUUUUAACGGGUGUUACAGAAAAUUGGUUUGCUUAUAUCCCUUUGUCUGUUUUCUUUUUCUAUGAUGCAUUUAAUAUAUAUUGAAGAUGCAGUUUCCCAUGUAAUUUUAGUAAUUUCUGCUUUUGAAAUUGAAACACUUACAUCAAUGUUAUUAUACACAGCACAAGGGCAUCAGCUACCUUUAUGAAAUUCUGCAUUUAUGAAAAGAAACCAUUGCCAUAACUGAUACUCAGUUACUUCUGGCAACAGUUUGGGUGGCAGUGGGCAGGACUUAAUGUGCUGUUUUGCUGAAAGCAUUAGGAGAAUAGUUUUUAAAGCAUAAAAAUCUCCUUUUCAAAUUUACAUAAUAGGGAAGCAGCACGGUGCACUCUUAAACAUUACCAAUCAAAAACUUACUUUUUAGCCUAUGAAAUUUAAUACAAAGUGAUGAUAAAACCCUCAUAUUUUCAAAUUGACUGUUUUGUCAAUUUGAACAGUGAUAACUGCUUUAGUUAUUGAAAUAUGCAGACAGUAGUACUAUUGGAAAUUAAAGCUUGUUCAGUUGGUACUCACUCUCCAGCAAAAGCCAGUGCCAGAUUUUAAAGAGAUCAGUCUGUUUAAUAUUUCUACUGGUGACUACCUAGCCAUCUUUAAAAGAAAAAAAGCAACAAGAGAACUGCUCUUUGUAAAUUCCUUUAAAAAAAGAUCUCUGGAAGGCUUAGCAAUAUACUUAUUGUGACAGAAUACUUAGAAACACUAUUCUUGGUUUGGGAAGUAUUGACCAAAUUUUAAUGUGGUUUGCUUUACAUUUUUGACUGCAGUUCUUUUUCUGUGGGAAUGCAUUUCUUGAUUAAAUGUCCUGAAAAAUAGUUUCUGGAGUUUUCAAAACUUACUCAUCUUCCUUUCACAUCUGCAUUAUACUAAAGAAGGUGGAAAUUCUGUUACUAGUUUGAUAGUUCUUCAUGGUUAUCCCUUAGGUCUUAACGGUUUUUCAAUUGCUCAUAAUUCUUUUAUCUCUAGAUAUGUUCUUCUGCAGCUGUAGGAGAAAAGUGUUAAAAAGGGUGUUUUAUUGAAGGACAAAAGCUGAGCAAAGAGUGUCAUGGGUGGAGGCUGUAAGGAGAGCAAGAGAAAUAAGGCACCUCUAGAACUUGCUGCCAGAGGGUUGUAGAAAAUGUUGUCUGCCACAGUGACAAAAAAGUAAUUCUUAAUGAGCUAGGAUUACUAAUAAGCACUACAUAAUUUCCUUAUAUUGCUUAUUUUCAGUGUAUCUUCUUUUAAUUUCGAUUACAGUGUUUCACAAGAGUUUGAUAGAAGUUACUCUUUUUAUUGAAAAGAUACUAUUGCAGAGUAAUAAAGCAAAUAAACAGCUUAUCAUGCACUGGUUUUGAAAGCAGAAACUGUUGGUGUGUGGGUUUAAUACAGUCUUAGGGCUGCUUUUCAAGCAUGGCAAGUUGCUGUCCAAAUGUGUUAUAGCUCAGCAUUAAGGUUUUACUGAGGAGAUAAAUGUCAAGCAAGAUGCUGUAGAGUAAGUCAAUGUCCUAGGUUAACACAGCCACCUCUCACCAGUCCCUCUCUCCCCUCCCAGACAAGGAGGGAAAGUAACUCAAAAAACCUUUACCUUGCAAUAAGGAGGUUAAUGGUCCCAUACAACCUCCAGUUGCCUAAUUUCUCAGAAGAGCACAGCAAAAUGCAGACACAACAACAGAAACCGGGGAUCUCCUGCCACCUGUCUCACUCACAGCCAGCCAAGCAGAAAAGACCAGCACUCCAAACCCAGCAAUCAGAACAGGAAGUCUGCACUUCAAGCCCCAUGAUGUUUGCUCCAGCCAGCACUUUCCUUUUGAAGCUGGCAUGACAGCAGCAUGGGUUGGAAUAGCAGAUUCAACUCACCCUGCAAUAGUCACAGCUAAAUUACAGCCUACUGUGAUUUCCUGGUAUUUUCACAAGGUGAUGCUUUGGUCGGUUAGUGUCAGUCA
Pogoniulus pusillus (Red-fronted tinkerbird) is the source of this 5673-nucleotide messenger RNA. RefSeq lists its product as uncharacterized. The coding region runs from base 310 to 3255 and encodes 981 amino acids. The transcript has 8 exons. NCBI's taxonomy places the organism in Eukaryota, Metazoa, Chordata, Aves, Piciformes, Lybiidae. Gene Ontology annotation, cellular component: cytoplasm. The record is from RefSeq and is a predicted model, not a curated record. Gene Ontology annotation, molecular function: zinc ion binding; ubiquitin protein ligase activity. Gene Ontology annotation, biological process: protein ubiquitination.